Molecule: messenger RNA, 2603 nt
Organism: Ceratina calcarata
Lineage: Eukaryota; Metazoa; Arthropoda; Insecta; Hymenoptera; Apidae
Exons: 4
Coding region: 646-1986 (446 amino acids)
Source: RefSeq, a predicted model, not a curated record
ACAUAUUAAAUAUGCCUCUCUUUCUUUCCUUCACCCUCUUUCUUUGCUUGAGUCCCUGUUUCCUGCAUGUACACAACAGGGUGCAACAGGGACUGGAAAUAUGGGACAGACAGGGAUAGGAAAUGCUUAAGACGAUUUUCAAAAUAAAUAACGACUCUAAAUCUAAAUCAUAGAAUUCACGAACGGAGCUUCAUCCCUUUGUCCAUAAAAGCAGUUUAUACACCGUCCUUCAGGUCCAUAGGGGACCUACAAAUUUCUCUUUUUUUGUUCUGUCGCUUCCACUUACAGACGUUACAGACUCGAGCACGUCACUCGGCCACUAUAUUCUUAUAUGGCUAUGCUAUGGGCGAAAGACAUUCUACAUGUUGGCAGUACUGAGUUUAAGAUACAAAAGUGGAUGAGAGUUAGUAAACAAUAAAUGGAAAUCGCGAGGUCGUUCUCUGAAUCGCCCGGGCGUGUAUGGAAAUGGCUAUUCCUCUGUACUUCUAAGGUUUCGUCGUUAGUAUUUAAAACAAAAUGCAGUCAAUCAGCUGAUACAUAUAUUUUCUGCGAAACUGCAAGCAACUCUCGCUAUAUUACAUGCAUUUCGCAUGAUCGAAGUGCAUCCUGUCGCGCGUCCCAUAAACCGAAGGGGAGAAAAUUGAAAUGGCUGAGGAGAACAAUGAAAUCUGUGGGUUUCUGGAUGUGAAAUUUUUCUAUGGUAAAUCCCGAGUACACAAAGUUAAGAAGAAGACUCUGGGUCAUUGGAGAGUUUGGAAGAGGUACUGGUGUUCCUUUGAGAAUGUAGGCUCUGGAAUGGGCAUCAAAGUGCAUCUGAACUUUUGCUUUGGCAAUAGCAGUGCCCAGUCAGUACCAGGCAGAAGCAAUUCCAUAAUAAUCCCACUGGAUGCUAUUAUAUGCCGUACACAAUCUAGAUCCAAGCAAUUUGCUUUUGGUGUAUUUCCUUCGAAAGACAGGAAACCACUGUUGUAUUUAGCUGGUAAUUCGGAGAUAGAUUCGCAAAGAUGGAUGGCGAACAUAAGACAACUGCUAAGACCAAGGAACAUCAAAGCUAUAGCUGACUUCCAUAGUAUAUCCAUAAUUGAUAAUGCACAUUCCAAAGCUUCGGGACUAACAGGACUAUAUGGAGACUUGACAACCAACCCGUUAGGAGUUUUCAUAAGAGACGUUCAUACGGGUGAAAUAAUCGAGAAUUUCGAAUGGAAAGAGCUUGAUCAGUUUCACUUGGCGACAGCAGGUCGGCCCGAGGACGUUAAAUGUAUCUGCGUCGUUCACACAACCAGAGAGUUCCGCACUGGAAUCGGUGAACUCUACGUGUUCUGCCUUGAAGCUGGUAAAUUGUUACACGACUUAGUGACACAGGGUCGUGGUUCAAGGCACAAACAAGUGAAUCGAAGACCAUUCAGCUUAAGCGAAGGUGAUAUUAGGGCGAUAGCGCACGAUGAGCUGAUGCGAAGUUACUCCGUGGCAAACGAGAGAGUGCACUUGAGACCGUUAAAUAAAAGAAUGGGUACUAACGAGAGAUACGAGGAAAUAAGAUGUAAAGUGGAGGACGUUCAUCAGCCGGAACCUUAUAACCGUAACGAUAGAAGGUGCUCUAAUAUAUCUACAGCCUCCGGAAUUUAUGAAGAGAUUCCGGACGAGCUUGACCAAAUCGCGGUCGUUGCCUCCAGUUUUCAUAUGGAACGAAUUUUUCGUUGUCGAUCAUCGAACGAACCGCCGCCUUUACCUCCGCGUCAAAGGUGCGCUUCGGAGUCUAUGAAAGGAAGCAGAUCGCAAGACGGCCGUGUGUUUUCUGGACCCAGCACCCUGCCUUCGAUAUCUCACGUAAAUUCUAUACAAAUGGAAAGAACCAGCUUAGAAUCGCGCAGAGUGAUGGUCGAGUCUAAUUACGUUCCUAUGUCACCGAGAUUGAAGGAUAUCAUCGUGUAUAAUAUGGAAGCUGAAAUAGCCUCGACAGAGAACGAUUACGUUAUUAUGCGAUAGACAUUGAGAUAUCCGUAAGAAACGUCUGCUUAAUAUUUGAUCUCGUCUCGGAACAUAUUCUGAGAAUAUAGUUCAGUGAAAUGAACAUUUUUCACAAGUUAUAUGGUAAUAUUGCUGCAAAACCUUAAAUCUAUUGAUUUAUUUUAAAGUUGCAAAAAUGUUUUUUGUAUGUAGGAAAGAAUUUAAUAGUUGUAUUGAAAAGGUUUCGAUUGAAACUCGUGUAUUUUGAAAAUAUCUGUCUAAUGAAACGCGAUACACUAAGAUUGGUUAAUUUACUAAGCUGUAAAAAAAUUAAGAAUAAAGACUACUUUUCAAAUAUCAAUUACUUCCGUAAAAUUCGAUAUGAGUAGCUGAAAUGUAACGACCAUUCAAAAGUAAAACUUCAAUUUUUCCAACUUUAAACUAAAUUUGCAGUGUUCAAGCCAAAAAUUUCUGUAUUACACUUGUUUCUAAUGAUAAAAUUUAUACAAUUCUGCAGCAAUAUUGUAUAUAUCAUUUCAUGUUUAAAAUAUUCGAUUUCCAAGCUAAUUUGACUGAACUAACAUACAAAUACGGAAGAUAAGAUGUAUUCCCUAAUUUCAAUUAGAAUGAACAGGGGUCAGCGAUUUAACAUUUAA